AUGUGUGCCUCCCCGUCCUUUAUUUAUUUGCCGAGGAAUCUGUCAUAUUGCAAUAAUAAUGAAGAAACGCAUUUAGGCACCGCCAACAGCCAUAAUAAAACCGAACUUAAUAUUACAGCUGUCAAAUUACGCCAGAGGGUCCUUUACCCUCAUUUCAAAAAAAUCAUGUCAGAAAUAACGGGGGAUGAAGACGAAACAUUAAUGAUUGAGGAUGUGGAGAAAGAAGAAGACAUGUGUAAGAAGUGUAGUAACCAGGUGACCUCUUUCGACGAAGGGAUCUUCAUUAAUUUAAUGGAUGACCUUAAUUUAGACUCGGAAACAGCUACGGCGACCACAAUGGCAAUUACCGAGGACAGUGCAGCUAGUAGCAGUACAGAGACUAGUGAACUUCAGUCACCACUACCCGGAAUUAUUGUUGGCGGUUCGUCGCCGACGGUAAAUGACACUUGUGACACACGGGCGACCCACUCAUCAUCAUCAUCGCUGCCCGGAGGACAUAGUCUCGACGAGAUCGUCUGCGGGGAAACCCCUAUGGCAGGUAUUUGUGCCGAGUCUCCAUGCCUUGGUAGCCAAAGUAGCUCCCCAGGCCGAAAUAUUGUCAGCAGUGUCCAGAGCUUCUUUUCGGGAAAUCCGAAAAAUGACACCAAACUUCUCGAUCUCCUUUCUCCGGCCAGUCCAAUUUACGACGACGAUGAAUUUAACUUCCCCAGAGGUGAGCUUCGAAAAUCAACCUCCUUGAAAAGCAACAAAACCCCGCCAGGUACGCCCCGUCGUAAAAAAGUGGUGCGGUUUGCCGACGUGAUGGGCUUGGAUUUAGAAUCUGUCAUUCAUGUUUUAAAUAUGGAUUCACCUCCGAAAAUUCCGGCUUCGGCGCUAGCGGACUUACAAUCGGGAAUUGAAAACGAUCGCAAGUCUGUGGGGGCUCGCCUACUAACAGCUUGCUUUAGUCAACCCUCAGCAAGCGACGGGUUUAUGGCCAGAGUCUGUACGGAAAAGGUAUGUUUAGAAAAUGCUGUAAUCUCCGACUUGACCAUUACGGGUAUCAUCCGAGUGGCUAAUAUUGGUUUCCACAAAAGUGUACAGGUCCGAUACACGACAAACAACUGGUCAACUUACCACGAUGUUGCUGCAUCGUAUGUGCACAGCUCGUGUGACGGACCGACGGACAGAUUUUCUUUCAGUAUUGUGACCCCACCUGACUUUUCUGUAGGGUCACGCCUGGAAUUUGCCAUCUCUUAUACAUGUGGUGACGUUGUCUACUGGGACAAUAAUCAUAAUGUCAAUUACUUGUUUGAAUGCUACGCCAAAACCGGACUUACUGAAGCUGAAGAAGCCUGGAUGCAUUUUCUUUAA
Molecule: messenger RNA, 1353 nt
Organism: Acanthosepion pharaonis
Lineage: Eukaryota; Metazoa; Mollusca; Cephalopoda; Sepiida; Sepiidae
Source: the annotation of a GenBank genome assembly